This is a messenger RNA of Naegleria gruberi, 4245 nucleotides long. RefSeq lists its product as uncharacterized. The transcript has 2 exons. Lineage: Eukaryota; Heterolobosea; Eutetramitea; Acrasida; Naegleriidae. Gene Ontology annotation, biological process: protein phosphorylation. The record is from RefSeq and is a predicted model, not a curated record. Gene Ontology annotation, molecular function: protein binding; ATP binding; protein kinase activity. Bases 1 to 4245 code for a protein of 1414 amino acids.
AUGGAUCAUCGUCUUAUCAUGUGGAUAUGCUCACUAGGUUUCGUCUUACUUCUUCUGACACAAACAGUUGCUGCAGUUGAAGUUUCGUAUAACAUUUCAUUACUAGUAGGUGGUGGUAAUCAAUAUGGAGAUGGUUUGCCAGCUGAUAAAAUCAAUCUCUACAACCCAACAGCAAUAGCUUUCAACUCCAGAGGAGACAUGUAUGUGGUCGAUGCACAACUCCAAGUUAUUCGAAAGAUAGCAAAAGAUGGAAUCACCACAACCAUUGCAGGAUUUCCACAAGAUGCUGGUUACAAUGGGGAUAACAUUCUAGCAAACAAAGCCAAGUUAAAUUAUCCUCGAGGUGUUGCGGUGAAUGAAAAUGAUGAGAUUUUCAUUUCUGAUAGUGGCAAUUACAGAAUACGAAAGAUUUCAAAUAGUGGUAUUAUAUCAACUGUGGCAGGAACUGGGGAGAAUGGUUUUAUGGAUCAUGUACUGGCUAUUAACGGCAAGUUUGGAAAUCCAUCACAUUUGCUUUAUACGAAUAGUACUCUCUAUAUCAAUGACCAAUCGAAUAACAAGAUUAGAAAGUUGGAUUUCACAACAGGCUCACUCUCAACAGUCGAAACCUAUCCAUUAGGAAAGAGUUCAAAUGGCAAGGAUUACUACUUUGCCAACUUUGCAGGUGUCAUUACCAAGUUAGAUUCGAAUAGUGGAAAUAGCACAAAAAUUGGCUCAGAACUCUCACCAAAUCUCUCCAGCUUUAUUCAAUACAGUUCUCAAUUGGACUGCUUCUUCUAUUCCAUCUAUUCCGAUUAUAAGGUCUAUAGACAAUCUUUGACAGGAGUUGUCUCAACAUUUGCUGGUUCCAAUGAAAAUUCUGGAAAUAUUGCAAAUUUCAGUGGAGAGGGAAAUCUUGCAGUGAAUGCAACAAUUGGUUCUCCAGCUGGUCUUUUGAUUCGUGAUGGAUAUUUGUAUGUUGCCAUGCAGACGAAUAGUAGAAUUGGGAGAGUGGAGCUCAGUAGUGGGAUAAUUACGACAUUUGCAGGAGUGGAUGCUAAUAGUAUGUUUGAAGGGGUGUUUGGAAAUGCUACCUAUUUAUCAGAUUCAUCAGUUAGAAAUAUGGUAUUCGAAACUGAAAGUUCCGUUUAUUUUAGUGAAUCAAACAAAAUUCGAAUGAUUGAUAAGAGAACGAGCUUGAUCCGAACAAUAGUCAAAACUUCUUCAGCUAUCGAGUGUUUUACCUAUUUCAAUAAUACUCUCUACUUGGUAAUCAAUUAUGCAACCAUAUAUAGAGUGGAUUCGAAUAAUUCUUCUUUGCAUCACUUUGCUGGUUCAUUAGGAACUAUUGUACAGAAUCGACCUGCACUUGGAGUACAAUUCAUGCCAAAGGGCAUAUCAUUCAAUCAGAAAACCGGUGAUUUAUAUGUGUCAGAUUCUUUACAACAUAUCAUUUCCAAAAUUACUAAAAAUGGUCAACUUUCAGUUAUUGCAGGUAGUGUCAGUAAUCCAGGAUUUAGUGGAGAUAAUCAAUUGGCAAUUAAUAGUCUACUCUAUAGUCCACAAGACAUUGUCGUCAAUUCACAAAGCGGUGAAAUCUUCUUUGUGGAUGCAUCGAAUCAGAAGAUUCGUAAAAUAGAUUCGAAUGGAAUUAUUUCUACUCUAAUAAGUGUUUCUUAUCCUGAACAUAUGGAAAUUAAUCCAUCAACAAACGAACUCUACAUUGCAUAUGGUUGCAGAAUUGUCAAAUUUUCUGCUGUUAAUGGAACCAUGACAGGAAUUCUUGCUGGAACUGGAGCAGCUUGUGCAUAUAAUGGAGAUAACAUUCCAGCAAUUAAUGCACAGAUAAAAGUUGACGGGAUGACCAUUAAUUCCAAUGGAGAAGUUUUCUUCAUUUCAGAGGGUUCAAGGAUUCGUAAAAUUGAUUCGAAUGGAAUUAUUUCGACCAUUGCAGGAACUGGAACUCUUGGUUACAAUGGCGAUAAUAUUCCAGCAGUUACAAGUCAAUUAAAUAAUCCUACUGGUAUAGCAAUUAGUCCAACAACUGGUGAAGUAUUCAUUUCGGAUACAACUAAUCUUAGAAUUAGAAAAAUAGAUUCGAAAGGCAUAAUUUCAACCAUUGCUGGUACAGGAACUCUUGGUUACAAUGGAGAAAAUGUAGUUGCCACCAAUGCUGACCUCUAUCAUCCAUCUGGUCUUUCAUUCUUCAAUGGAGAGCUCUAUUUUGUUGCAUAUGAUAGAAUUCGAAAGGUUUCGACUGAGAAUCUAGUUUCUACAAUUGCAGGUGGAGACGGAGAUGGAGGACCAGCACAAUACUCAAAUCUAGAACAGGUGAGAUUCAUGACCAUGUCCAACUUGGGAGAAAUGUUCAUGGCUACUGGAAACAGAAUACGAAAGAUAUCCACAACAGGUAUCAUUUCAACUGUGGCAGGAAUGAUUUAUAAUUUCGGAUAUAAUGGAGAUAGAAAGAUUGCUACCACUGCCCACUUGUGGAAUCCGAUUGGAAUUUCCCUUAAUAGUGAAGGAGAAGUUUAUAUUGCAGAUUUGAGCAAUCAUAGAAUUCGAAAGGUUUCCAAGAGUGGAAUAAUUUCGACAAUUGCUGGAUUAGGAGCUGCUGGAUAUAUCGAUAACGUACUCGCAACAGAAAGUCAACUAAAUGCACCGAAAGGAGUUGUUGUUGCCCCAAGUGGUGAGGUGUUUAUUGCAGAUUCGAAUAAUAACAAAGUUCGUAAAAUAUCAACGAGUGGAAUAAUUUCUACAAUUGCAGGAGGUGGAAGCAUUGGUUUAACCGCUGAAACUCAAUUGGCCACUUUGACAAAACUUACAGAACCAAGCUCUGUAAAUGUAAAUUCCAAUGGAGAAGUGUUAAUAUUUGAUAGGAAUAGUAUUAGAAAAUUAUUACCUUUGGCCAUAACCUGUUUUGGUAAAUUUGAUUCAGAAGCAUGUUCUGGAAAAGGAAAAUGCAUAUCCUACGACAAGUGCGCUUGUUCAAUAGAAUCAGGAUCUUCAACCUAUUAUGGACCUAUUUGUGAAAAGUUUGAUUGUAAUGGAAAACCAAUGAAUGAAUCAGGUGUGUGCUCUGGAAGAGGAAAAUGUCUUUCACCAAAUUCAUGCUCGUGUCUGGAUGGAUUUUAUGGUUCCAAUUGUGAGAAUAGUUUGGUAACGCCUGGAACUAGUCGACAGGUAGCAACGAGUGAAAAGACAAUUGGGCAGGAUAAUACUUUGGUUAUUGUGUUGGCUAUUAUCAUUCCAAUUAUAUUCAUUGCCUUGAUUGUUGUCAUUGUUUUGGUCAUUGUUGCAGUUGUGUUUUUCAAAAGAAAGCAGACGAAAGCAGGAAAAUCUGGUUAUCAAACAAAGGCCAACACUGAGCUAGAAACCUUUACAAUUCCAGAUUUUCCCUCAGAGGGAAGUUUAUUUCUUCAACCCUUAAUGAGUAUUUCGAGUACUGGUAAGAAGGAAGAGCCAUUCAAUCCACUCUCUAGAUAUUCCAACUUGGAGAAGGUGGGCCAAGGAAGUUUCGGCAAUGUUUUCAAGGCAUUUGAUGAGAAAACCAAAACCACAAAAGCUAUUAAGGUAAUCAAAUAUUCAAACAUUGAUGAGUUGAACAAUUUCAUGAGAGAGGGAGCUCAACUAAUGAACGUCAAUCAUCCUAAUAUUCUGAAAGUGAAUGAGUUUUUUAUUGGACAGGAUCAAAUGUUGUGUAUUGACACUGAUUUUUAUGAGAAGGGAGAUUUGGUGAGAUUGACCAACAUUGAUUUUGAUUGUUCUGAAAAACUAUUGAAGGAAAUAAUUCAUCAAACAUGUAAGGCAUUAGAUUAUAUUCAUUGUACCAUGAAUGUCAUUCACAGAGAUAUCAAACCAUCAAAUAUUUUCAUUAAGAGUUUGGAGAAUGAUAGCAUCCACCUCAUUAUCGCAGAUUUUGGAUUGGCCAAGUCAAAUAUGGCCUCAGUGAUGCAUUCAUUUGCUGGAACUCCACUUUUUAUGAGUCCAGAAUUGGGAUUUGGUGGAAAAUAUUACCACAAUACAGAUGUUUACUCGUUGGGAGUAACUCUGUAUCAGAUAAUGACAAAGGAUACAGUGACAUCUAUUAGUCAACUCUACGUUUCAAAGGAUCAAGAAACUGUAACUCAAAUUCUUAGAAAAAAGAUGAAGGAAGCAGAGUUAUAUUCUGAUAAGGUAAUCAAUAUUGUUUUAUCAAUGCUUUCUAAGGAUAGUGUAACCAGACCUCAAGCUCAGGACAUUUUGAAUGAUCCUUACUUUAGAUAA